AUGCAGCAUAUCGUAAAUUUGGAGGGGUUCGAAGGGGCUGCAUCCAAUGCAGCACUGGACAAAUCCUCAGACGUUUCUCAGCCAACGGCUGAAGUUCAAACGGAUAGUGAAGGGAACGUGGUGGCACAUGAUAGUGAUGACAACUAUGAUAGUGCAUCCGAUCGAGGCUUUCAGGUGCUGUCUGUAUGGGUGGAGAGAAGACGAUUUGAGAGACAGAAGAAAGACAGGGAUAUGCCGAAAGAGGACACCAGUAGAAUCUAUCGGUACUAUGCAUACCGCUCGUUCGUGUCCUGGGCUUACGGAAUUCUGGGGAUGGGCAAGCGCUAUGAGCUGCCGGCAUGUGUAAGGGUAGCUAUAAUGAAUGCCUACCCUUCAGGCAAUGCAGAGUACGUGGGAUUCAAGCCAUGGAAAAGCGGAACUAAGCACUUCGAGUGUGAAGACGACGACGAGGAGUGGAGGUGUGAUAACUUCUAG
Messenger RNA from Ostertagia ostertagi, 474 nucleotides. The record is from the annotation of a GenBank genome assembly. NCBI's taxonomy places the organism in Eukaryota, Metazoa, Nematoda, Chromadorea, Rhabditida, Trichostrongylidae.